Messenger RNA from Caenorhabditis briggsae, 2442 nucleotides. It is a transcript of the gene Cbr-pqn-21, whose product is annotated as Protein CBR-PQN-21. The coding region runs from base 1 to 2442 and encodes 813 amino acids. NCBI's taxonomy places the organism in Eukaryota, Metazoa, Nematoda, Chromadorea, Rhabditida, Rhabditidae. The transcript is spliced from 9 exons. The record is from RefSeq and is a predicted model, not a curated record.
AUGUCGGACGAUGAAGAAGGACGUUUGCGUAUCGAUGAAGGGGAUUCCAACACUGAAGAAAUCAAACCACAACCAAGAGCUCCUCCACUGCUUCCAGGGGUAGUGGUGUCGAAACCUCCUCUAGAUUUUCCAUCAAGUUCUAAUGCCACUGAAACGAAAGAUAAAGACGUGUCUGGUAAAGAAGAUGGAGAAUUAGAUGAAGAUGAUGAGGAAGAUGAAGAGCAACAGGAGGAAGAAGAAGAAGAAGAGGAACGUGAAGAAGAUGACGAGGAAAUGGAUACCGAUGACACAGAACCGAAAUUAACGAUAGUCGAAGAUCCCGAUGAGCUAAUGGAAGUUUCAAAGACACCAGAGCCACCGAAAGUUCAGAAAAAGGAAGAGGUUCCUGUGAAAAUUGAAGAGGAAAAAGAGGAUAUAGUAAUGUCCGAACCUUCAUCGCCGGAUUCGUCCAAACAAUCAGAUGAACCGGAAAUCAAAAAAGAAGAACCGUUGGAUGAACAAGAUAUUACAAUUGAGACAGAUACGAAUAAAGCCACGACACCAGAUGAAGCGCCUCAGCUAAGUCCCGCACCAAAUUUGAAAAAUGAGAACGGGUUGAUGAAACCACCUCAGAGUACGGAAAAAGCACCGAGAAAGCGGAAAGAAUCUGCUGACAACUUCUCAAAUGAUAAAAGAAACAUCCCCUCGUCGUCGGAUACACCAAGAUCGAAGCGAUCCAGUUCUCAAUACGCAAAACUCGCAAUAUCAGCUUGUUUAGCAGACGAGGAUAUUGUUUCGUUACCGAUGAUGCCAAUUCAGACUCCACCGCAAACUAAACGAGCGAAGCGCGAUGUCAGCACCAGUGUGAUCACCACAAGGUCCACAGAUAUCGAUGGGCUUAUUAACGACGAAUCGAUUCUCUCUACACCACCGGGAACACAGUUGCUUCUUGAGAUAACCGUAAUGUACAGAACGAGAAGUUCAUUAGCAUUCCGAAUCAAAGGAUGUGAAAUGAUCGGAUUCAUUGGCGAUGGAUUAUCACCUAUUAUCUCUGCUGUGGCUGCAAACACUGCGUCUACAUCUGGAAAUAACAACAAUAAGAAAAAGGUCAAUAACUCAUCAAACAACGAAGAAGGCAAGGAUGGGCGGUCGAGUUCGGCAAGUUCGAAUGGGCGAUCGGCGCGUGGUGGAUCGGUACUGAAGGAUGGGAAGGCAGACAAACAGAAGGGAAAGAAAAAGAAGGAGGAUCCAAGUAACGAGGAUAUAGAUGAGGAAAGUCAGAGUGUUGAUAAUUCGGGAUACGACAAAUGCGAGUUAAAAGAAGUCGAUGUAACUCAAUAUCACGAUUGUCACUACGAAGGGUGCGAAAAGCGAUUUCAGCAAUCACAAGAACUCGAUUAUCACAUUUCAAAGUAUCAUAAGAAACGAGUGAUGAUUUACGAGUCGAUUUGCACACAAACCGAGAUCUCAUCAAUUUCUACGCAAGACGUUGGAACGGAAACGGAUGAUUUGUCGGCGAUGCCAGUGCUCAAAAAAGAGGUACCGAUUAAACAACCAACCUAUGAAGAUCUCUCCGAUGAUGAUAUGGAUUCGAAACCUGCGGAACUUGCUCUGAAAGUGCCUUCCACGUCUUCUGCAGCUGCCGCUCUUAUGGGAAUUGCCCAACAGACUGCAUCGGCGACUCCUGUAGUUCAACGUUCAACACCGUCAACACCGAUUUCUGCUAAAAUUGGAAUCAACCCACAGAUGAUUGCGUUAGCUGAAAAAAGCAAGCAACAACAGCAGCAGCAACAGAAGAUGGUCGCAAGUUCACCAAGACCUAACCAGCAUCCUGUAUCCGCCAUUCCUUCAACUUCUGCACAACCUCCAGUUCUUAUCCAGACUCAUCCUAUGGGAGGUCAUCAAUUCAUAGCUCCUGGCUUCCAUCCAGGCCUUAUACACCAUCAAAACCAUAUGGCUGCUCUUGCGGCUGCCAUGGAUCCUCGAAUAGUUGCCAUAUCUCAACAACAGCAACAACAACAAAUGGCUCGAACACCGAGUAGGCAGUCAGGUACCGACUCUCAUAAGAUCCACGAGCUAGCCAAGACAAAGGAGAAUGAGCACCGACAACGGCAACAGUCCGCGACGCCGAAGACUCCUGCUGGAAGUGGGCCUGCUCAAGGAGCAGUCACUCCACAAAGGCCGUUUAUUCCUCCGCAAAUGAUGCAAGCGCCUCCUGGAACGCCACAAAGUGUGCAACAACAACAACAACAACAACAAGCGGCACAACAACAAGCACAGCAACAGAACCUAGCCGCUCAACAGCAAUUAUUGCAGAUGCAACUGCGAGGAAUGGUACCCCAAAUGCCGAAUCAACAAGAACAACAACUACUGAUGAUGAUGAUGGGUCUAGGCGGUAUGCCUAUUCCAGGAGCUGUUCCGGGUGCUCCUGGCUUCCCACAACAACAACAACCACCCAAGUAA